UUCGCGACUGCAUAUCAGCUCGACAUCCUGCGUCAGGCGAAGAGAUGGUUCGUUGACGGGACAUUCAAGGUAAGUUAGUGUAUAUAUAGUUUAUAUAUUUAUAUUUUUCAAGUGGGCAGCUGUUUACAUGAACGCAUUCGUGGAGAGAGAGGGUGCCAGCAAACAGCUACCACUAGUGUUCGUUUUGAUGAGCCGUCGAACACAGGCCGACUACGAACAGAUCUUCCGGGCCGUAGUGGAACGCAUAGGCAACGUCGAGGUAGAAGGCUUCGUGGCAGACUUUGAAGUUGCCGUCUGGUACGCGGUUCGUGCAGUAUGCCCAGGCCGGGACAUGAAGGGCUGUGCCUUCCAUUGGAGCCAGGCAGUGUGGAGACGGGUCCAGCAUGAGGGCCUGGCUGAGGUCUACAGACGUCGCGGUGGCGUUUUCAAAUUUAUCCGCAUGCUGAUGGCUCUACAAUUACUUCCCGCUCCACACAUUCCACGUGCCUUCGAGACGCUAUUCGAGAGAGCAGCGACAGACGCGACACGCCGCCUGGUCGACUACAUCAGCCGGCAGUGGGUCCACGGCGGGUCCUUUGAACCAAGUGACUGGUCUGUCUUCCGACAGGACGUCCGUACCAACAACGACCUUGAAGGUUACCACAACCGCCUGAAUGGGAAAGCCGGCAGCGGUGUCGGUUUCUAUCGACUAGUUCCUCGUCUCAGACAGGAAUCUGAAAUGGUGAGGCUACUCGUUGAAGGCAGCGACCUCCACCGGAUCACAACAACGCGAUCGGCAAAAGUUCAGAAGUCCCUGGCUUCCCUCUGGGACAAGUGCGAGGCGAGAGAGUGCACCACCUCUGAGUUCCUGGCCAAGGUCGGUCAGGCGUACGGCGUUGUGCUGGAAUAAUGAACAUGCAUUUUGUCACGUUGACUGUGUAUUGUUUGUAGUUUUUCUUGUACAUGUAUAUUUUAUUAUGUAGUUAUGUUGUAAAUUAUGUUGUAUUUUGUCACGUUGACAGUAUAUUGUCUGUACUUUUUCUUGUAAAUGUAUAUUUUAUUAUGUAGAUAUGUUGUAAAUUAUGUUGUAUUGUGUCUCGUUGACUGUGCAUUGUCUGUAUUUUGUUCUCGUACAUGUAUUUUUUGUAAUAAAGAAAAUAAAAAAGUUCAUUCAUAAUGUAGC
Messenger RNA from Dreissena polymorpha, 1162 nucleotides. RefSeq lists its product as uncharacterized. The transcript is spliced from 3 exons. Bases 128 to 889 code for a protein of 253 amino acids. The record is from RefSeq and is a predicted model, not a curated record. Lineage: Eukaryota; Metazoa; Mollusca; Bivalvia; Myida; Dreissenidae.